UACUGAAAGGACAGUUUGUUAUCACAAUCCAGCUAUAUCCUAUUACGGGUAGGGAAACUUGCCUUCGAGCUUCCACAAAAGCAGGUUUCAUCCUCGCGAUAUCGUCAUGUCCUUUGUCGCCAUCGCUUUCAUCGGGGCAGUACUUGCGUUAUGGAUUGCCUUUAAGUUCCUUGUGCCUAGAGGCCGGGUAGGAAACUACAACAACAAGUAUGUUCUUAUAACUGGCUGUGAUACAGGAUUUGGACGGGACACCGCCAUUCGCUUAGAUCAAAUGGGAUUUAAUGUGUUUGGCGCUUGUCUCACUGACAAAGGAAUAAAGAGUCUAAAGGAAGCUUGUAGUGGAAGACUAGUGGCGUUUUUGAUGGAUGUUACCAAGCACGAACAGAUAGAAGCAGCGUACGCUAAAGUAAAGAGCUGUUUGCCGCCUGAUACGGGUCUAUGGGCGUUAGAUAAUAAUGCGGGGUACAUGGGCCUUGGUCCACUGGAGUGGUUCACUAUGGACGAUUACAAGAUGCAAGCCGACAUCAACUUGUGGGGGCUGAUUGAUGUGACAAAGACCUUUCUACCACUUAUCAAGGUCGCUAAAGGUCGCGUGGUUAAUUUCUCUAGCAUUGCAGGUGUGGUCACCCCUGCUCUCCGUGCUGCCUAUAGCGUCACUAAGUACGGCGUAGAGUCGUUUUCUGACGCCCUUCGGCGCGAGAUGGCUCCGUACGGAAUCCGAGUCAGCAUCAUUCAGCCCAUGCCUUUCAAGACAGCGCUGUGGGCAGGGAUGGCGGAGCGCAAACUGAUGUCACUUUGGGACAAUUUGAGCGAGGAGAUGAAGCAGGAGUAUGGUAUUGAGUACAGAGACAAAGUUUGCCAGAGCUUCGAGAAGAACUUUAACAACGCAUCGGCCGAGACCCACCUCGUGAUAGAUGACGUCAUAGAUGCUAUCACGUCAUGUGACCCGCAGACGCGCUACAGGGUCGGUACUUUCACCAAAGUCUUCACCUUUCUUGCAUCGCUUCCUACUGCCGUGCUAGACACAGUCUACCAGAUUAGAAGCCCGGUCGCCGUACCACAGGGAGCCAAGAACUCAAAGUAAUAUCGUACCGUGAUGGUGUUAAUUAACGAGUGGGCUUCGUGGAGCAUGGAGCUUUAUUCUAAACUACAAAAAAAUUUUUUUAACAUCCCUGGUUUUAGUAGUUUGUAUAUGUCCCCGAUAUCAGGGAUCUUACGCCAAGGGAAGUCAACCGUGACGAUUGCUAACCCAGUCAGUCAUGUGGCUCUCAGACUAUGUGCAAAAAUAAAUUGGAACACCGUUUUGUUAUCGAGACAAUAAUGUAAACAUGUUUUCAAAUAAAUGAAUAAAAAUGUCGCUUUUGAUUGUGA
This is a messenger RNA of Nematostella vectensis (starlet sea anemone), 1371 nucleotides long. Its product is annotated as retinol dehydrogenase 7-like. Gene Ontology annotation, molecular function: oxidoreductase activity. The record is from RefSeq and is a predicted model, not a curated record. The transcript has 4 exons. NCBI's taxonomy places the organism in Eukaryota, Metazoa, Cnidaria, Anthozoa, Actiniaria, Edwardsiidae. The coding region runs from base 107 to 1084 and encodes 325 amino acids.